This is a messenger RNA of Sciurus carolinensis (gray squirrel), 1160 nucleotides long. It is a transcript of the gene Laptm5, whose product is annotated as lysosomal protein transmembrane 5. NCBI's taxonomy places the organism in Eukaryota, Metazoa, Chordata, Mammalia, Rodentia, Sciuridae. Gene Ontology annotation, cellular component: lysosomal membrane. Bases 72 to 857 code for a protein of 261 amino acids. The transcript has 8 exons. The record is from RefSeq and is a predicted model, not a curated record.
CCCUUUUCUGCCCUGCUCUGGGCGCGGGGCUCCUUCUCCCUCAGAGGCUCAGAGGAGGGGACGGCAGCACCAUGGCCCUCCGCGCGGCGCCCGUCCGCCAGACCUGCUGCUGCUUCAAUGUCCGGAUAGUCACCAUGGCCCUGGCCAUCUACCACGUGAUCAUGAGCGUCCUGCUGUUCGCGGAGCACGCGGUGGAGGUGGCCCACAGCACCGUCUCCUGCAGGCUCUCCAAGACCGUCUACCUCAGGAUCGCCAACCUGGUCUCCAGCUUCCUGCUCGUCGCCACGCUCUUCCUCAUCAGCCUGGGCCUGCUGCUCGGUGUGGUCAAGAGCCGGGAGAAGUACCUGCUGCCCUUCCUGUCCCUGCAAAUCAUGGACCUCCUCCUGUGCCUGCUCACCCUGCUGGGCUCCUACGUCGAGCUGCCCGCCUACCUCAGGUUCGCCUCGCGGAGCCGGCCGGGCUCCUCGCAGGUCCCCCUGAUGACCCUGCGACUGCUGGACUUCUGCCUGAGCGUCCUGACCCUCUGCAGCUCCUACGUGGAGGUGCCCACCUAUCUCAACUUCAAGUCCAUGAACCACAUGAAUUACCUCCCGAGCCAGGAGGGCGUGACUCACAGCCAGUUCGUCAAGAUGAUGGCCAUCUUCUCCAUCGCCUUCGUCACUGUCCUUGUCCUGAAGGUCUACCUGCUCAAGUGCGUGUGGAGAUGCUACAGGCUCCUGAAGCACCUGAACUCGGCCGAGGAGGGCACCUCCAAGACGCUCCCCAAGGUGGUCCUGCCGACCUACGAGGAGGCCCUGUCUCUGCCCUCCAAGUCUCCGGAGGGGGGCCCGGCACCGCCCCCCUACUCAGAGGUGUGAGCCUCGCCGGUGCCCCACCCGGAGGGGCCCGGCCACCUGUAACCUGCUGCUUUGCUUUGGUGGCCCUGGGUGGAUCCCUGCGACCUCAGGACGUCCCGUCCUGUGGCCUGGCGCUCUCGGUUGGCUCAGGCUGAAGGCCGCAGUCCAGCCGUACAGCCCCGCUUCUGUCCCCGGCAAGGACGGUCAUUGUAGACGGCGGCUUAUUCUGGAUUUAGUGAGUUUGGUUGGACAACCUCGAUCCCCCAGCGACACCCGCAGCUGUCGAGCGAAGCAAGUCCGUCGUCAAUAAAACCCAUUGGUCAA